AUGGAAAGAUUUGUGAAAUGGAACCCUUCUUCUCAAAAAGGAAUGCUUCAAACUCUUUUGCAUCCAUUGACAGAAAACCCACCUCACAUUUCAUCAUACCCACCCAUUUUCCAGUUCUUGACUGGCCAAAACUUCAUCAAACUAGGCCAACAAGUCCACUCCCACAUGGUCCUCCGAGGUCUCCAACCCGACGCCUUCGUUGCUUCAAAGAUGGUAGCAAUGUACGCUAGCUCAGGCGAUUUGAACUCCGCUAUAGUCCUCUUUGAUAGUAUUACAAGUCCAUCUACUCUUUUGUACAAUUCAAUUAUUCGAGCAUAUACCUGGUACGGGUUUUUCGAGAGAACUUUAAGAACCUACUUUGGAAUGCAUUUGUUGGGUCUUAAAGGUGAUUGCUUUACAUACCCUUUUGUGCUCAAGUCCUGUGCUGACUUAGCGCGUGUUGGAUUGGGAAAAUGCGUUCAUGGGUUGAGUUUGAGAACUGGGUUGGAGUUUGAUAUGUACGUAGGGACUUCUUUGAUUGAUAUGUAUGUGAAAUGUGGUGAAUUGAGUGAUGCCCAUAAGUUGUUUAAUGAAAUGCCUGUGAGAGAUGUUUCAUCUUGGAAUGCAUUGAUUGCUGGGCACAUGAAAGAUGGCAAGAUUUCUGUUGCGGAGGAUUUAUUUGGGAAAAUGUCGAAUAGGAACAUUGUGUCUUGGACUGCUAUUAUAUCCGGGUACACUCAGAAUGGAUUGGCGGACAGGGCGUUGGGUUUGUUUGAUGAGAUGUUGCAGGAGGAUUCGGAGGUGAAGCCUAAUUGGGUUACAAUCAUGAGUGUUUUACCUGCUUGUGCACACUCUGCUGCUCUUGAGUGCGGUAGACGGAUUCAUAAGUAUGCUAGUGAGAUCGGUUUGGAUUUUCAUUCUUCGGUGGAAACAGCACUUGCUGCAAUGUAUGCUAGAUGUGGGAGCCUUGUUGAUGCCCGAAGUUGUUUUGAUAGGAUCCGUCAAAAUGAAAAGAGUUUGGUUACUUGGAACACCAUGAUUACUGCAUAUGCUUCUCAUGGCCAUGGACCAGAAGCUGUGUCAACAUUCGAGGAUAUGAUAAGAGAUGGGAUUCAACCCGAUGCAAUCACAUUCACGGGUUUGUUGUCAGGAUGCAGCCAUUCUGGUCUUGUCGAUAUUGGCUUGAAAUACUUUGACUGUAUGAGUAAAGUGUAUUUUGUGGAACCAAAACACGAAAAUUAUGCUUGUGUCGUAGACCUUCUUGGUCGUGCUGGGAGAUUAGUGGAAGCGUAUGACCUUAUCUCUCAAAUGCCAAUGCAAGCAGGACCAAGCAUAUGGGGCUCGCUAUUGGCUGCCAGUCGAAGCCACCGGAAUUUGGAGAUUGCAGAAAUAGCAGCUAGAAAGUUGUUUUUAUUAGAACCAGACAACAGUGGGAAUUAUGUUCUGCUCUCAAAUAUGUAUGCUGAUGUUGGGAUGUGGGAGGAAGUGAACAAUUUGAGAACUCUAUUAAAAUUGCAGUGUGUGAAGAAGAGUCCUGGAUGCAGUUGGAUUGAGAUCAAUGGGAAAGCUCAUUUAUUUCUUGGAGGAGAUUUGUCUCAUCCACAGGCUAAGGAAAUCUGCGCGUUAUUGGAGGCACUGCCUGAGAAGAUUAAGGCAGCUGGUUACAUACCAGAUACUAAUGCUGUGUUGCAUGAUGUCAGUGAAGAGGAGAAAGAGCAAAACCUGACAACCCACAGCGAGAAGUUGGCCAUUGCCUUUGGGCUUCUUAAUACCGGUCACGGAACAGUUCUUCGAGUGACAAAAAACCUUCGAAUCUGUGGAGACUGUCACACAGCCACCAAGUUCAUUUCAAAAAUCUAUGGACGAGAGAUCAUUGUGAGAGAUAUAAAUCGGUUCCAUCAUUUUAAAGAUGGAUCCUGUUCUUGUGGAGACUAUUGGUGA
This is a messenger RNA of Ilex paraguariensis (yerba mate), 1920 nucleotides long. NCBI's taxonomy places the organism in Eukaryota, Viridiplantae, Streptophyta, Magnoliopsida, Aquifoliales, Aquifoliaceae. The record is from the annotation of a GenBank genome assembly.